AUGCAUCCACUCACGUGGACGACCCUAUUUAUUGUUACAGUAAGUUGAACCCUUGAUUUUUGUUAUUGUACUUUUAGGUAUUAACACAACAAGCCUUGCCAAAGUCAGAUUCAGCUAAUCACAAAGGGAAUAUAGAUGUAAGUUGGUUUUUAAGGUUGAUUUAGGUAACAAACGUUUGCUUUAGGUAACAAACAUGUGUUUUAGGUAAUAAAGAUUAGUUUUAGGUAACAAAUUAUAAUUUUUUGGACUUUUAAGGAUAAUAUUGUCAGUUUUAAACAUCAAAUUCUAAAAAUAAUGAAAGUUUAGAUAAGAAAAACCCAUAAAAAUGCUAUAAAAAUGUUAUUUUAGGUAAUAGAAGCCAGUGGACGGCCAGCAAACGGCCGAUUAGACGACGAACAAGUCCGAGGCUCAGGUUCACAUAACCCUGAUGAUGAAGAUGGUGAUGCAGUCGAAGGUUCAGGUCGCUACACUCCGCCAUCAACUCCACCAGCAGUAGUGAAAGAAGUCAAACUCACCACCACAACAACCACAGAGCGGCCGAAAGUGGAAAUUCAUCCGGACGAUAUGGAUGAAGACGAAGAUGAUGAAGACGAUGAUGAUGACGAUGAAGAAUAUGAGGAUGAUACACAAGGUCAAGAGGUUGAUAAUGGACCAAGUCCAGUCGUACCGGUACCAAUCGCAACACAAACGCCGGUUUAUGUUACGACCAGUACGAGUACGACCACCGAAAGGCCUACUACAACAUCGACGAGAAGGCCGUACGUUCAACAGAAUCCCACGGUGGAGGACGCGAAGACUGAGUUUCCGUUCGGAUUCAGGUUCGAUAUGCUACAGCCUGGAAUCUUGGCCGGUAAGUUUUUUUUUGGAUUUUUGGGGGAAGUUUGAAGGGGUGACGCAUUUUUUUAAAAAGGAUGACGUCUUUUAUGUAAAAUUUAUUUUUUUUUGAAAUUAUGGCGUAUUUUUUAAAUGAUGACUUUUAUUAUAAAUUAUGACACAUUUUUCAAUUUUGAUGACGUAUUUUUUGGGAAAGUUAACGCAUUUUUUGGAAACAAUGACACAUUUUUUGGAAAUGAAAAAAAUUUUGAAAUUUUUCAAACCCACAAUAAUAGAUGUCAUUUUAGCAAUCAGCGGCGGCGUAGUAAUCGGCAUCCUGCUAGCCAUCUUGGUCGUGAUGUACAUCGUCUAUCGGAUACGGAAGAAGGAUUCUGGAUCCUACCCUGUAGACGAACCUCGCCAACCACCCCACUACUCUUAUGCUUAUCAGAAAGCUCCAACCGCCACCAAGGAGUUUUACGCGUAG
Messenger RNA from Bursaphelenchus okinawaensis, 1300 nucleotides. The record is from the annotation of a GenBank genome assembly. NCBI's taxonomy places the organism in Eukaryota, Metazoa, Nematoda, Chromadorea, Rhabditida, Aphelenchoididae.